UCUUGAAGAAAGUUCACAACUUUGCUCAUCAUCUAACACUAUAACUGAUCAUCAUCUGAACCCAUUCCUACAUACUCUUCCCUUUUGAAACAAAAUGGGUCCAAAAAGAACCCCGAUUAUACUUCUUUUGUUCAUGUUUCUUACGGUUUCUUCAUCCCACAAAUAUAAAAACAAGAAAAAUUACAAACCAUGCAAGAACCUAGUCUUGUUCUUCCAUGAUGUUGUGUACAAUGGGCAAAAUGCAGCCAAUGCAACAUCAGCUAUUGUGGGUGCACCUGAAUGGGCCAACCGGACAAUCUUGGCUAGUGAUUUUCAUUUUGGAAAUAUCGUGGUUUUUGAUGACCCCAUUACUUUAGACAACAACUUUCAUUCCCCUUCUAUUGGUCGAGCUCAAGGUCAAUACAUUUAUGACACCAAGAACACCUUCACUGCAUGGCUAGCAUUUUCGUUUGUGCUUAAUACUACGGAUUAUCAGGGAAGCAUUCAGUUUAUUGGGGCUGAUCCGAUUAUGAUUAAGACUAGGGAUAUAUCAGUGGUUGGUGGGACUGGUGACUUCUUUAUGCAUAGGGGGGUAGCGACUAUUAUGACCGAUGCUUUUGAAGGUGAAGUUUAUUUUAGGCUUCGUGUUGAUAUAAAGUUCUACGAAUGUUGGUAAGCAUAGUAUCAUAUAAUUGCAAAUCUCUUCUCACAUCGUGUGCAUCUGAUUUGGAUUUAAAGUCAUUUCCUUUUGUAUUUUGGUUGACAUAAGUGUGUCCUUUUAUUGUGAAUGUGAGAGUUUUCUUGAA
This is a messenger RNA of Lactuca sativa (garden lettuce), 785 nucleotides long. RefSeq names its product disease resistance response protein 206. Lineage: Eukaryota; Viridiplantae; Streptophyta; Magnoliopsida; Asterales; Asteraceae. The record is from RefSeq and is a predicted model, not a curated record.